Messenger RNA from Cetraspora pellucida, 283 nucleotides. Lineage: Eukaryota; Fungi; Glomeromycota; Glomeromycetes; Diversisporales; Gigasporaceae. The record is from the annotation of a GenBank genome assembly.
AUGUAUGAAGUAAAAACCAGAAAUGAAAUAAUUAGAACAAUGCAUAAACAAACAAAAAUCAAAUGUGAGAAGGUUGUUCAACAGGCUACUAACAAAUGUUUUAUUUCUACAAUUCAAAGAUAUGUAUCUGAUGCUGAGUAUGUAGCCUUUGAAUUCUGUACAAAAAGAAUAUCAGCAUUUGGCAUUGAUCAUGAAAUUCUUAAUGAGGUCCAUAAAUUUUCUUAUCUUAUUCAAAAAAUAGUCAUUGAUGAAAUUUUUGCUAUAGCAAAAAGAUUAAAAAAAG